Molecule: messenger RNA, 3249 nt
Organism: Wyeomyia smithii (pitcher-plant mosquito)
Lineage: Eukaryota; Metazoa; Arthropoda; Insecta; Diptera; Culicidae
Exons: 6
Coding region: 307-3126 (939 amino acids)
Source: RefSeq, a predicted model, not a curated record
GUAAGUGAGCACAUUCCGUAUCCUUUUUUGCUACAGGAAGCACGUCAUACUGCACGCUACGGUAAGUAGGUUGCUUGUACCCGGUGAGGUCCGUUGGAAAAGUAUGCGAAAGUGAAUGGUUAGUGCGUUCUCUAGCAUUGUGUAUUGUCUGGUAGCAAAGUGGAAAAGUUUCACACCACAGUGGUGGAUUAGCCUUUUGGUUGCUAGACCUAUCCAGGUCGGUUCACAAUCAACCAUGAGUGCGAAUGGGUUGGAUGUGUUUUCGGGACAUGUGUACGGUACAAGUGGAGUUUGGUUGUGCAAAUUAUGUCUCCCGUCAAUGUGAACAAUAUGUGUGCGGAUUACCUGUUCUACGUUAGCCGUGCGGAUAUUUUUUCCGUAUAUCCGUCCAUUCUACAGGAGAUUCUAGUCUUGGAGGAACUUUUCCGGGGGAAGAAAAGUACUUCCUUCAAGGGUAUCAGUAGCGCACAUGCCGAAAAAGUGCAACUUCAACUGCCGAGUGAAUUUGAAUGGCAGUUGAAACAGUAUUUCCGACUUCUGGAGCAACAGAAAAAAAUUAAUGCUGCUGAGGAUAAAGGAAUACAACUAAAGACAUCGCUCGAGCUAAAGGACACAACACUUUGGGAACCGAAAACAAAGUCAAUCGAGGAGCUUUCGCCAUUUUCAUCGCCUGCCCCCGGUGAUACGGCAGCGCUUCGCCGGAAGCAUCGCCGCUGCUAUCUGGACAAUCCCAUCGACUUUUGCAAUAUAGACGAGUAUAACGAUUGGUUACCGCAGGAUAUCGCAAGAGCAGGAAAGUUGCUCAGGAAGCCUCCCCUGCCGGUUUCCUUCGACGACGAGUUCGAGAUGCGGAAGGUCUACUCCAUGAUGUAUGACGUUUUUCGCUUUAAAUUAGUUUUGCAACAAGCUCUGAAAAAUAUCAAUUUUUUCGAAAAUUACCCACAGCUGAAACAUGACAUGACGCGUGUUUGGCUUGUCCUCUAUGAUAUGUACCUGAGGAAAUUUGAAAAAAGAGAACCCGAAACAACAAUGCUGAAGAGCAAACUUUUUAAAGAAGCUGGUCUAUUAGAGAUCGAGCAUAGUUUAGAAAUCAACAGUAUUAAGAUUGCCGCAGCUCUUACCAGAAUUCGCAUUCAAAAUAGUGCCUACAGCCUAACGACGCUACUACCACCCCAUUUGCAGGACGAAAAAGUAGCCGUCGUCGUAUCGAAUCCCAUUGUAACCGGGUGGAUUAACACGUUUCGCAUCAAAACCAAGCAUCAAGCCAACGAGUUACUUAAAUCGCUUGGGUUCGAUGUGAUCCCUGAAACUGUGAUGUCUAAUACUACCCCGAGUAAUUCGUUCAAUCCCAAGGAAGAGUUGUAUAAACCCCUAGAAGUGCAACGGUACAAAUGGGACAGGCUCUGCCCUCAAGUAUUGUCCAUCUAUCCAGAUAGAAGAACAGAGUUUAUUCGAUCGGAAAUCUUCCAGAGACACGAAAUGGUGAUACAAGAUCGGUCGUUUUUGAUUGGCCCAUCAAUUCUCGCCAACUUGCUGGAGUUUUACGAACUCAAUGGAGAUGUAGUACUAACGCAUAUAUCCUCGCCUCGAUCGACAGCUUAUUUGGCAUCGCUGCUAGCAAAUAGCCGAAGAGUUCGCAAUUUUGUAGCAUUUGGAUGUGGUAACAAACUAAACGACUAUAAGCAGUACAUGGCUGCGCUUGGUGUGAACAACGUAGACCUUCAUGCGGAGAGUUUCAUAGAUAUUCCGCACAAUGCUGGCGUGGUUGAAAAAGUUGUUUGUAUCUUCGCGAAUCCUCCAAGUUCAUACUCAGCCGUAAGCGACCCGAUCGAUCUAAUCUGCAGUCGGGGAGGAGAUCUUUCCAUGCUGGAAAUUCUUUCUGAAUCGGAAAUGACAGAUGAAAGUAAACAGCGAGUCGCCUCACUACUGAGAGAGCAGCGCGAGACAUUGAAACACUGUAUGUCUCGACCGCAGGUUCAAAUAGUUUUGUACCAGACUCAUUCGGUGGUUGAAACCGAGAACGGCAUUAUGGUAGACAAGGUGAUCGAUUAUAUCAAUCAAAAAGUGUACGAAAAACAUUUACAAGCAACAAAAGAACGAGAGUUGGUCGCCCUUGCCGAAGCGGCCGGUAAUCAACUGGUUAACCGAUUGCUAGGCCGACAAGAUACCAACAAAACAAGUAAAGGUGACGAUACUAUUGAUGAUGAAUCCGAAACGGAGAGUGAGUUCCAGAAAGCUUCCGAGGAAGUGAUUGAGGUGCCACUCAAUGAUCAAUUUGAGACGACAGAAUUACCAGAUUUUUGUUCUAAUCAAGAUGGCUGCCUAAGUUUCGAGGAAGACGGUGUCUUCCUGUCUCUGAUUAAGCGAAAAGAAGUUAUACGGCUCGAUUCCAAAUAUCUAAUCAAAAUAGCCGAGCUCAGGGGUAUUUUUGGGGGUAAUAGUUCUAGUUCAGAGCCAAGAACAAACGUAAAAGUAUUUGAACGCCAAGAGAAAAAAUCUGAUGAACGGGAAGCUGCAGAACUUGAAAACCGAAAGCGUCGUCUGAAACGUCGAGGAAGUAACAUGGAUUCUCUAAUAAGCCGUCUUAAUGCCCCUACCCAAGCCUCAAUCAAACGAGGCCAUCAUCAUCGAGUUUCUUCGAUGGAGCACAAAUUCAUGUUUUUCGAUCUAAACCAGGAGUGGUGUCCAAAGUUCGCAGCUGUCCACAGUGAACAUAAUUUAUCAGUGCUUAGCGACGAAAAGUUGUCCUUGCUUACACCAAACAUGACACCACGUGCCCGUAUCUGGUGGCAGGAUACGAUCGAAUAUGUGCGCCAUCGUAUUCGUAGGAUGAAUCAAGAUCCCCUUAAGAAAAUUGCUGAACAACCAUUGGUACUGAAACGACAUUUAUUGCAAUGCAAACCAGAACAAGCGGAAAUUGUCAAGAGAUUUCGUACAAGCUACUUUAAUAGAAUGCCUUACACUCUACCGGUUCGGGUUUUAGAAUUUAGACAGUACAACUCUGAAACCAGUCUUUUGCAUGAUCAAUGUCGCCCGAAAAUUAAUGAAGUUAGGCUUAGCCGACAAAACGCUGUUGCAUGUGAACCUAGACAAAUCAUACGCAUACGAUCAUCCCGAUCAUGCUAGAGAGGUAAUUUAGCGGUAAAUGUAUCGAAGAAUAUAAUCACAGGUUUAUCUUGGAAAGAAUUAAACGUUAUACUUCUUUAGGCUCAGAUGCUUAAAGAAGUUUUGAGAAACAAAUGUUUUUUU